AUGUGGGCGAUGUACGAGCGGUGGUGCGUCUUCCACGGCGUGAAGCGCGACCACCAGGACAUGCUCCGGCGCUUCUCUCUUUUCAAGGACAGGGCGCGCAGCAUCCACGAGUUCAACAAGUCUGGCAAGCCUUGGACCCAGGGACUCAACAGAUUUGGUGAUCAGACGCCAGAGGAGCGCUCCAGAUUGUACCCUCCGCGUUUCUGUCCAAGACCUCUAGCUGAUCAGUAA
This is a messenger RNA of Miscanthus lutarioriparius, 231 nucleotides long. The record is from the annotation of a GenBank genome assembly. NCBI's taxonomy places the organism in Eukaryota, Viridiplantae, Streptophyta, Magnoliopsida, Poales, Poaceae.